Molecule: messenger RNA, 1022 nt
Organism: Mya arenaria
Lineage: Eukaryota; Metazoa; Mollusca; Bivalvia; Myida; Myidae
Product: galectin-5-like
Exons: 5
Coding region: 96-560 (154 amino acids)
Molecular function (GO): carbohydrate binding
Source: RefSeq, a predicted model, not a curated record
GUUAAAUAUUUGUUUCAUAAACUUUCGACGCUAGAUACUUAUAAAGUAUUUGCGUGGUUAACUGCUGUCCAAUUUUGCAGAGGAAUAUAAAAAAAAUGGCAAAGCCAACAUUUCAGACUCCAUACGACUCUAAUCCAAUUUUCAACCCGCCUAUGCCGUUUGUGCAAAACUUUGGCGGCCUGUACCCCAACAAGAUGAUCGUCAUAAGCGGCAUACCCAUUUCGUCGAUAUUAAGGAGCAGCAGGUUCACUAUAAACUUUGAGCAUGGUGAUGACAUCGCGUUCCACUUCGACGUCAGGUUUGAUGGCAACGUUAUCGUACGGAACACCCAGCAGAGAGGUAUCGGUUGGGGCAGAGAGGAAAGGGACAGUGAAUGGUUUCCAUUUAGCCAUGACGUUUGGUUUGAAAUGAUGAUAAAGGUCGAAACGUCAAGCUUUAAGGUUGCAGUUAACAAUCAGCAUCUGUUGGAGUACUGCCACCGUCUUCAGCCAUUGGGGCGCUUCGACUCCCUCCGAAUCACCGGAGACCUUCGUCUGACACAGGUCCGUUUCCAUGGAUAAACAGUUCCUGUUAUUAAUGUCAGUUCACCAUCGGUGUAAAAGAAUGUGACGUCAUUUUAAACAAAAGUGGUUAGAAUUUGUGAUGACAUUUUUUCAUGUUUCUGUUGAAAGUAAUUGGCAUUUCGUCUUAAGUUUAAUUCGAGAUACGUUUUGUUACUUUUUGUUCUUUUGCAUAAAAUACAUUAUCAUCUUUCUAGUGUGGGAUAAAAAAGAAAGUGGUGCAUAAUAUGUUUCACAUAAUCAUACUCAUUGUACAGCAAGUAUUGAUUGUCCAUUUGCAUUACAUUUCCGUACAAUUUAGAAAUGUUAACAUUUCAAUGUGUUAUUUCCUUGCCCGUUGGAUUGCCCUCCUUUAUGAGCGACGGAGUCAGGCGGAGCUCAAAAUUAAAGUUUGCCUAUUACAUUCAUUUGUAAAUAUCCCUUAAAUGUAAUACAGUAUCACAAUAAAUAUUUGAACUGCUA